UGACAAUCACGUUGUCAUAACUCCAUCAGAGUUCAAUCAACAAUGAGAGCUUAACAAAAAUGUGUCGGAUAAGAAAAUAGUUCUACCGUUCCUUACAGAUUCAUCGCACAAAAUAUCAAUUUUUGUCUGAUCACCUGCUGAAGUCAGUGCGAACUUUUUUGGUAUGAAUCCAAAGGCAAAUACAUCCAAUAAACCGAUAGAUGAGUGUCAUAAUUAUAAAGUGGUGUUCAAAAAGCCUAUUAGCUGCCCUUGGAGCAAUUUACAACCGUGUCCAUCAUCGCUGAACAAAAAUAGACCUGGUGACUUGUCCACGACUGAAACUACGAAUAUUGGUGACAUUUCUACAGCACCUAGUGUAUCAACUGACAAGUCUCCAUCAUCCUUGCAUCAGUCUUCUAGUCAGUUCUUCUACUUUCUGAGACUGAUGCAGCUUUUUCCUGAAACUCAUCCUGCCACCCUACAUACCGUGCUCAGCAUUUCCAAGAAUGAUUUUUUCAGCGCAGUGGACAAAUUACUUUACGCAAGAAGGUGCAAAUCUCUAUUUACAAGAAAUCAGACAGCGGGAAUCAGAAGACACCCUUUUUGUAAAGGACACUCUUAUUACUGUUACACUAAUAAUGAGUGUAGGGGAACUAAAAGACCAUGGGAUAGAGAUCAGGACGCCAGUCAGGAAAUUGGACAAGAUACCACCCAAGUGGAAGAGACAGUUGAAACACUUGACACAGGGAAAGAUAUUGUCAAUAAGGAAGUAUUGAAUUUGACAACCAGAAAUGAAGAUGAAAAAGCAAUACCACCAUCAUCAAUACAUCAAUAGAGGAAUUGGAGACAAUAGAAACAAUAAAUGAAUCUACAAUCACAAAAUCGCCAUAACUUAAAUCUUCUCUUCAAAAUCCAUAUUUAAACUUUUGCUAGGUACUUAAUCUAGUAAUUUAACACCUCUGUGAUAGCAUAGGAAGGUAUAGUUUGACCGGGUCUGGAAAUCCAUGAUUUACCUAUCAUUCCCAGUUAUGGCAGUUAUAGAACUUAAUGUUGUUGAUAGUACAUAGGAAUUAGAUAUUAUAACCUAUGCCUAUUUUAGAUAUUUAUAUUGUAUUCAAUAAAUUUGUGGAACAAUA
Molecule: messenger RNA, 1115 nt
Organism: Phaedon cochleariae (mustard beetle)
Lineage: Eukaryota; Metazoa; Arthropoda; Insecta; Coleoptera; Chrysomelidae
Source: the annotation of a GenBank genome assembly